Messenger RNA from Python bivittatus (Burmese python), 662 nucleotides. The record is from RefSeq and is a predicted model, not a curated record. NCBI's taxonomy places the organism in Eukaryota, Metazoa, Chordata, Lepidosauria, Squamata, Pythonidae.
CCAACCAAGCCAGGAGAACACCUGAGAAGACUUGGGUGCAGCUCUCCCUUCGCCGUGUCACUGCUGAAAAUACUGUGAAGGCCAGUUAGAUCCCGUGCAAACAUGAAUGUCAUCCUUUUCAGAGACACCCAAGUGAAGAUAAUGGAGAAUACAAUUGCCAAUGCAGAGAAAUACUUUGGCAAAUUCUGCAGUCUGAUGGCUGCCUAUACCCGCAAGACUGCCAAACUUCGGGACAAGUCAGAUGUUUUGGUGAAACAGCUCAUUGACUACGCAAACACGGAAAAUCCUGAGCUGAGAACUACUGUGAAGAACUUUGCUGAAGAUCUAGCCAGAGUGCAGGACUACAGGCAAGCGGAGGUGGAGAGGCUGGAAAAGAAGGUCAUUGAGCCCCUCAAGGUGUACGGAGUGCUUAUCAAGCAAGCCAGGGCUGAGAUUAAAAAGUUCAACAGCGCCCGGAAAAAUGAAAUAAAGCAGCUAGAGAAGCUGGAGAAGAUCCGACAGAAAUCACCCUCUGACCGACAUAUGAUCGUAUCCUUGGCUGAGCGUAAUUGGGUCAAUUUCUCCUUCGGCUUCUGCAAGCGUACCCCAGCCUCCCCGAUGCCCCACUACCCGAGUUCAGACUUCCCCAACUCCAACUUCCAGUGCAGGAAGCCCAACUUAAG